GAUGCAAUAAAAAGAGAAAGCCAGCCCUCAAAGCAGGCAGAUGGGCUUCCUCAGGAGCCUCUUUUGUCACAUGAAAUGAAGGCUACAGCAGCUGCUCCCACCAGAAUCGAGGUCACUAUCCCAAUACCCCCAGAUAUGUACCAAGACUCCAGACCAUCUGAAGACAGCAGUGAGUUGUGGGACCAUCGAGGCAGAGAGGGCAUUGGUGUGGAUGAAGCACCAGGAACAGAACGAGGUCGCGAUGUGUGCACUGAGGGGUUGGCAGGAGCAGAUGUCACAGAUGAUUCCCAUAUUAAAGAUGGGACAUCUCCAUUAUACACCAGAGCUCCUUUAAAAGAAGAUGCCAGUGGACAGGAAAGAGAUGAGGACCGUGACAUUGAUGAAACUGCUCACCAGGAUUUGAUUUCCUUGGUGGGACAGCAUGUUUCUCCAGGACCUGAAGUGGGCUUCUGUCUAGCAACAGCCAAGGAAGCUCAUGAAGAACACGCUUUUGCAGAAAUCAAGGCCAAAGAUGUCUUCGGAGAUGUAUCAAGAGAGGCACUUCUUGUUGAAACGGAAACACACAAAGCAGGACAAGACCAAGAGGAGAGGAGACAGCCAUUGAAGGGGGAAGAAGAAACAGAUGUCACCCUGUUAGAGCCCUCUGAAAUCUCCCAAACCGAAGCUGAAGCUGGGGAGGGAGAGGACUCGGGACCCUUGCUAAAAAUAGCCAAACUCCCUGUUGGGUUAAAAGAUGAUGUGGAAGGCAAAGAUGCUCCUUUGGAAGAGGCUGUGCCGGAUACGGGAGGACGCCAGACACCCAAGAAGAAACUUGAUGCUCACAUUGCAGAGAAAGCAGGCAGUCGUGUUCCUCUCCUAAAAGCUCGUAUUGACAGCAAAGACAAGGAAGGGGCUGAGGAGAAGAAACCGAAGGGGCCAGAGAUGAGAGGUGGCACGAAGACAGCCACACCACGGUCUGCAGCGGGGCAGGCUCAGAGGAACUCGGCCAAUGCCACACGCAUCCCGGCAAAGACGCCCACGGCCCCCAAGACACCUCCCAGCUCCGGCAAAAAGGAGCAGAAAAAACCACCUCCUGCAGCAGCAAAGUCUGAGAAAGGUGAGCAGCCAAAGUCUGGAGACAGAAGUGGUUACAGCAGUCCCGGCUCCCCAGGGACUCCAGGCAGCCGUUCCCGCACCCCUUCUCUGCCCACCCCGCCGGCCAGGGAGCCCAAGAAGGUGGCAGUGGUUCGCACCCCACCAAAAUCUCCUGCCUCUGCCAAGAGCCGCAUUCAGCCGUCAGCUGCCCCCAUGCCUGACCUGAAAAACGUCAAGUCCAAAAUUGGCUCAACUGAAAACCUGAAGCACCAGCCUGGAGGUGGCAAGGUGCAGAUUAUUAAUAAGAAGCUGGACUUUAGCAGCGUUCAAUCCAAGUGUGGCUCAAAGGAUAAUAUCAAACACAUCCCGGGAGGAGGCAGUGUGCAGAUUGUUAAUAAGAAGUUGGACUUUAGCAGCGUUCAAUCCAGGUGUGGCUCAAAGGAUAAUAUCAAACACAUCCCGGGAGGAGGCAGUGUGCAAAUCGUUUACAAGCCAGUCGACCUGAGCCACGUGACGUCCAAAUGUGGUUCCCUGGGCAACAUCCAUCACAAACCAGGCGGUGGCCAGGUGGAGGUGAAAUCUGAGAAACUGGACUUCAAAGAUAAGGUGCAAUCAAAAAUUGGGUCGUUAGAUAACAUCAGCCACGUCCCUGGAGGAGGAAAUAAAAAGAUUGAGACUCAUAAGCUGACCUUCCGUGAGAACGCCAAAGCCAAGACUGACCACGGCGCUGAAAUCGUCUACAAGUCCCCCACCAUCUCCGGAGAUGCCUCCCCGCGCCGCCUUAGCAACGUCUCCUCCACCGGCAGCAUUAAUAUGGUGGACUCCCCCCAGCUGGCCACGCUAGCCGACGAAGUGUCCGCUUCGCUGGCCAAGCAGGGCUUGUGAUCGGGGCGUUGCGAGCGGAGAUGAGAGAAGACAAGGAAAGAAACAAAAGAAACAAAUAAUAAUCUGGCCUUCUUCCUCUGUUCCUUUUACAGCUGCUUCCCCGUCCCCUAACUGGUUAAUGAGUUAACCUGCUUUUACUGUUCAUUCAGCUCUAGCUCCAGGACUUCAAAAAUCAGUGACACUAUGAGGUACAAAACCUCCUCUCCCCCUGCUCCUCGGAGCGCACAGCCCUUGCCUGUCCCCUACUCCCUCCCCUCGUCCCCCCACUGUCCCGGCCUUGCCCGGAGCCCGGCUGUUGGGCGGC
This is a messenger RNA of Struthio camelus australis, 2263 nucleotides long. The record is from RefSeq and is a predicted model, not a curated record. NCBI's taxonomy places the organism in Eukaryota, Metazoa, Chordata, Aves, Struthioniformes, Struthionidae.